Colletotrichum phormii is the source of this 1572-nucleotide messenger RNA. RefSeq names its product cytochrome P450. The transcript has 6 exons. Gene Ontology annotation, molecular function: oxidoreductase activity, acting on paired donors, with incorporation or reduction of molecular oxygen; iron ion binding; heme binding. NCBI's taxonomy places the organism in Eukaryota, Fungi, Ascomycota, Sordariomycetes, Glomerellales, Glomerellaceae. Bases 67 to 1572 code for a protein of 501 amino acids. The record is from RefSeq and is a predicted model, not a curated record.
GGGCCAUUUAAGAGGAAACUUUGUCGGGUUUUCCGUCACAUCAAAGCUGGCUACUACACAGACGCAAUGGGAAUUUCACAUGAGUUGAUUGCAGUGCGGCUGGGCAACCCGGAAUUCAAGACUCUCAUAUCAGCAUGCCUCAUCUUCACACUUGCCUACGGGGCUUCGAAGGUUCUCACGGCAUUAUGGCAUGGCUUUACAGGCCCCUUGGCCAAGAUACCCGGACCCUGGCUCAAUAGGUUCACGGCUUUGCCCUGGAUGGCGGCAGUCGUUAGAGGCAAGGCAUUUGAGCAGGGAAUCAACUACAACCGCAAAUACGGCGACAUCGUCCGAGUUGCUCCUGAUCUGGUUCUCGUGUCCGACGAAAAGUCCGUCCACCAGAUUCUAGUGGGCAUGGAUCUCCGAAAGAGCGUUCUAUACGAAAAGUUUAGCCAAAACGAAGACGGCGUGACGCUUUUCACCAUGCGAGAUCGGGCGCAGUACCGCACCCGGCGAAGGCUCUUCUCGCACGGCUUCUCCAUCAGUUACCUCAAGGGCCUCGAGCCACUGAAGCUGAGUUGCAUCGAAGCGCUUGAAGAGUUCAUCGACAACCAGUGCGCUCGGGAUGGAGGUGAGACCGUCAUUGAUGCUUGGAACCUGAUGGGUCGCCUCGCAUCCGACAUCAUGAGCGCGACUGCGUUCGGUGGCUCGUUUGAAUUGGUGAAGAAUGGGGAGCAUCCUAUUCGCAAGAAGUUCUCUGAGAGCUUCAAGAGGGGUACCAUUUAUCAACUUCUCCCUUUCUUGAAGUAUAUCCCCUUCCUACCAAAGUUUCGCGAUCCCGAGCUCGCUCAACUCAUCAGCGAGAUUAUCGAAAAGAGACAGGCGUCGACCGACAAGUUGGCCAAACCUGACCUGCUACAGCUUCUCCUCGACACACAUGAGAAGAACCCAGAGACCCUGUCGCGUAUCGAGGUGUUUUCCGAGAUGCUUGUCUUUUGGCUGGCGGGCAGCGAGACGACGGCUAGCACGCUCACUUUUGCAAUGAUGUUUUUGCUUAACGACCCACCAUCCUACCAAAAACUUAUCGACGAGAUUCGCGGGAGGUUUCCCUUGACAGAUUCGCCUGUUUCGGACGACAAGACGACGGAUUUGCCGUUCUUACACGCUGUUCUGAAGGAAACGAUGAGGCUUGCUCCUCCGGCGACCGGCGGGCUUCAGAGGCAGACUGACGAAGAUGUGAUUCUGUCUGAUCACCUGAUACCAGCUGGUACUAGAGUGACUGCAAACACCACUGUCCUGCAUUGGGACGAGAAGCAGUGGCCUGACGCAGAGAAGUUCGUCCCCGAAAGAUGGCUGUCUGACUAUAAGGGCGUGCCCGCCACCGAGAGAACGGCGUACUACCCCUUUUCUGCGGGAUCGAGAAACUGUAUUGGAAAACAAUUUGCAUGGACGGAGCUGCGGCUCACGCUUGUGUCUUUACUUCGGCGGUAUGACUUGUCUCUCAUACCCGACCAGUCUCAUGAACUUGUUCACUUCACGGUCCUACAUCUGAAGGCGGGGAAGUAUAUGGUUGGCAUCAGACCCAGAGCUUAG